Molecule: messenger RNA, 2934 nt
Organism: Ostertagia ostertagi
Lineage: Eukaryota; Metazoa; Nematoda; Chromadorea; Rhabditida; Trichostrongylidae
Source: the annotation of a GenBank genome assembly
AGUAGAGGAGAGCUCUCUGGAAGUACUGCAAAACGGCUCCGCAAGCGAUUACAACGGCAACAAAGUGGACAGUCAGGGCGGCGUCAUACAGGCGAGAGCAGUGAAGGUUCUUCACUAGUUGGGACGCCAACCGACACUGGGCGAUCGUUUACUUUUGGAGCAGCGCAAAGGAUAAUGAGAGACAGGGAAGACGGAAGACCGGUCAGCUCUCAAAAUCUAACUGAAGCCAUGCUUGAGGCAAUCCACUGCGAGGACGCUAAUCUGAUAGAAAGGCUCCUUGCUGCGUAUAACAUCAACCAGCCCAUCUCCGCUUCUCCAAGUAUAGGAAGCACGAACACCUUGACUGAGCUGGCUCAAAGACGACAUGGUGCUGGAACACAUCGUCGCUCUAACGCCAGUAGCACCAUGUCAACGCACUCGAACUGUAGGUCCACUUGUGCAGUGAUGAAUACCCUGCACUUGGCAGUAGCGCACAAACAACGAGAGAUUGCUGAGCUGCUUCUUCGAUCUGGCUACGAUCCGAACUUGCCAGCUACUUGUCACUGCAAGGGCAACUGCACAACGACAGGAAGCAUCCCUCUGACGACACCUUCGAUGACACCUGAGCUAUGUUCAACGUGCUCUCAACUGCGUGUAGUGCCUAUUACCGACCAAACACCGCUAGGUGUAGCUGUGCGAGCUCAAAGCAGCGAGCUUAUUGCUUUGCUCAUAGCGUACGGUGCAGAUGUAAACCUAGGAGAUGAAGAUGGUAACACACCCUUAAUGUUAGCCGUUCGUGACUCACCACUUUGUUGGCCAUGUUUGCACACCCUAAUUUUUUUCGGAGCUCAAAUCGAGCAAAGGAACAUGAGAGGGAUUUGCCCAUUAGAUCUUGCUCCUGAACUGAAGAAACUCCAGCACACAUGUGUAAAAGAGCUACUCAAAAUUGCAUGCACGGGUGAUAAUGAACUCUCUAACAAAGCAACAUCCGCUGGACCCGCACUUCGGCACUGGAGCCGGUUACACGUUGAUAUCGCUUCACAAGGGGACAGAUCGAGCAACAAGCUACCACUUUCUCCAAGGCCUUCCGCAGCUCCGUCAGUAUCAUCUUCUAGCAUGCUGGAGACGUGCUCCGCAAAGGAUAUAGCGCGAAGGAAAAGUCUUGUCAGCCUUCAACUUCACAGAAAACCAAAAACAGCCAAAGAGUACAUGGUUCUCGACUCAGUUGGCUGGGAACAAGCUUGGGAGCUUCUGAAGAAAAUGGCGAACAACCCCGAAUGUAUAGAUUCCAUCGUGAGUUCCGUUACGAAGUUACCUAUUCGAGAGGAGAGUACUUCGUCGCAUGUUGACCAGGAGGUGUUUGACGGAAACAUGGGAGCUCUUCUUCAUAGAAUGAUUCAUACUGCUAUCAAGGAGUAUGAGUCAUCGACUCCUUCUUACAAGAAGCAGAAAAAUCUCCAUCUCAUAUGGUUUCUGGGCCAAAUAACUACAUUUUGUUAUUCAUUCGUUCAAAAAGGCAGCACGGUUAGACAAUUUUCCGCUCUCAGCACAUUGAACAAGAUAAUUGAUGCUGGUUUGGUGUAUGGUUUGUUUUCCUGUGAUGAUAUUGUUUUCCAUUCGUCUCGAAUUCUCAAUCGCUGGCAUACUUUCGAUACGGAACAGUCGCCUUCAUUCUAUGAGUCCUUCGAUUCCGAUGGCGACCAGAAUUCAACGGUGGAUCAUGUAUUCGUCUACGGAUUGGGACACGGGGUCUACUCUCCUCCUUCGUCACCAACAACUAACGUUCCAUCUCCACAGAAACCAGAUUUGAUAAAAUCGUUCACCGAAAUGGAUCCUUGCUCAGUCAUAGUGUCACUACACAAUGCAAUUACCAUGCAAAAUCGAGAAGCUGGUGUUCGUUAUGUAUGCAGUCCUGCCCACCGGUGGCGCCAGUGCUGUGCGCAUUGUGUGGAGAUUCUGAUUGCUCGACUUCUUCUUUUUCUCACCCAUUUCAGGCAAUUUCGUUCGCGACUAUCUGAGCGACAUCAGCUUCGAAGCCUUGUGGCUCUUCUGGAGCCAACGUUAGAGCCGCAACUCUUAUGUCUACUUCUUCAAUGUAUAGCAUUAAUUGCUCUUGACCCUUCUACGCAUGCGACAUUUGUUGACGUGCAAAUCGACGAUGUUCUUAUUCAAAUGCUCCUGCCGGCCGAUGAUUGGUACUAUACAAAUCACAGCACUAAAUACGGCGUGUUUGUCAAGUAUCAUGCAGCGCGGAUCUUGGUAUACGUCGGCAUGGGGGAUCGUGUCGGCAGUCGUGUCAAUCUGUUUACGAUUACUUCUUCUGAAAUUGGUCAAGAAGCUAAGAAGCAAUCAGCGCUGCCGAAUGAAGACGAUUACAUAUGCGACACUUGCUCAACUCCUCGUAACAUGAGCACUUUCUCGCGAUCUGCCAUGUCUGUGGAAGGUGUCCUUCUCAAAGUGCUUACUGAAGUGGCACAACUCACAAAGCAAUCAAAUCACAUUUCAACAACUGAGCCGAUAACUGAAGAGUCACCAGUCGCUAGUUCGCCUCCGAGGUUCCUCGGUGAUGAGGACAAGGAAAAAAAUAUACACGAGAAGAUUGAGGAAAGACUGACUCGACUGGAAUGUCAAGUGAUCGUCUCUCUGGAACAGCUUGAAGCUCAUCUCAGCAAACUAGGCCUCAUGCUUGAUUCUGUUCUGCUUCUCAGGCUCCUUCUUCAUAAAAUCUCUUGGGAUCUAGGGCUAGUGACGAAGAAGAGAGUGGCAGUAAAUGAUAACAUGCACAAAGCAAUUACUGAUCCUCGCGCUCAUUCGGCUUGCAGCCUUGGAAAUAACAUAUCAUGUUUUGGAAAAUCAAAAUCAUUCGAUCGCCGUGACGAGAGCAAACGAGACAAAAAUUAUCUACAUGUAGACAACGGACCACGAUCAUCUGGACGAUUCCGAAUUCGUAGAUCC